AUGUCAAUACACCAAUCUGAAUAAUAUAAAAAGUAGCCUUAAUAGGAAGAGAAAGCCAAAAAAUUGUUUAUGAAGAUUAUUCUAAACGGCCUACGCAAGUUUUUUAACAUGAAUGAACUUCCGUAUCAUCCUUUGAUAACUUGUGUAAGUAUUAAACCAGGAUGUAUCAAUCGCUGUGCCUCCCUUUAAUCAUAUCCUAAUUAAUCUGUAUGGAAAUCUCUUGUAGAUUUACCUAAGGAAAUGCAACAAGAGGUUGUUGAGUUUCUAAUCAAAGAGUUGGAUGCAAAAUCAAUAAAAUUCUAAUCGAAAUUUUUAAUAGAAAGCUAAGAAAGAAUAAGGAAUAACUUCGACUUUUAGAGCUUCUACAAAGAGCCAACUAAGUUUGAGAUUCCAUCAAAUGAUAAGUAAUCAGAAUUUUAGAAAGACGCUGACAAGGAAAUUAAGGAUGAUGGAACAAAGAUAAAAUAGAAGAAAUGGUUCAAAGGUGAGGACUUUGUCAGUGAAUCUAAGUAAAUUGCCACAUAGAUGAAAUUAUGUAACCAACAUCCUCCGUUAGUAGAAGUAAGUUCAUUUCAUUUUCAUAAAAUGAGAUGUCUUCUAGAAAAAAUCAAAGAGUAAAAAUUUAAACAGUCAGAAGAGAUGAAAAUCUUUGUAGAGGAACUCGAGAAGUUUAUUUAGAAUGACCCAAAAGCUGAGGAACACAAAAAAAAGAGGAAGAUUAAAAAAUAUAAUGAUAAAAAGAAUCAUCAACAUGAUGAUGAAGAAUUGAUUUAAGGAUAAAUAACACUUUAAAGGGAAGUUAAAGUAGAAGACAAUUCAGCCUAAGACUUCCUUGAUCAAUUCAAACUCAAGGUUAAGAAAAUUGAACCUGGUAUUGUUCUUUACCUUCCAUAAUACUAUAAAAUACUCCCAAAGUAUCGUGAAUAUUGCAAAAGUCUAGAAGAUAGUUACUUCAAAAAUUUAUAUUACUUGGUAUAAGUGGGGGAAUUAAUACUAAAUUCUUAAGAUAUCUUAAAGUUCCUCCGCCAAGUCUUUAAAAAUUUAGAUUUUUGGGUUCCAUACGAGCAGAAAAGCGAAAUUCCAACAAAAUGA
Molecule: messenger RNA, 1092 nt
Organism: Paramecium tetraurelia
Lineage: Eukaryota; Ciliophora; Oligohymenophorea; Peniculida; Parameciidae
Exons: 1
Source: RefSeq, a predicted model, not a curated record